CAAAACUCCAUUUGAGAAAAAUGAAAGCCAGUUCUGGAAAGCCCAGAGAAUUCAGACCAGCAGUCCUACUGUUGAUCUUAGGGCUGCUCCUUAGAGACUCACGGGGAUCCAGCAUCCAAGGGUUUCUGGCUGACGUGGAGGUUCAUGGUUCCAGCAGGCUGACCAGAACCCACACUCUGCGCUAUAAUGUCAGAGCCCAUUCUCUGGAGGGGUCUGAGAAGACCCAGCUCCUGGUCCUAAUAUACGUAGAUGAAGAGCUCUUCCUGAAAUACAAUGGAGACAGCAGGGAGACAGAGCCCUUGGGAUGCUGGAUUAAGGGCCAUGGGGGAAAUGAGACCUGUGCAAGAGAGACUAACAAUCUGUUGAAGGUGGAAGAGAAACUCAGGGGGAUGAUGGCUGAGGUUAUAAACCAGAAGAGUCAGGAGGAAGGCCUUCACACUCUCCAGGCAACUUUGGGCUGUGAGCUUCUGAGUAAUGGGAGCACUAGAGGCUUCUGGCACCUGGGCUAUGAUGGGCAGAACUUCCUCACCUUUGACCAGAAGACUCUCACGUGGACAGUGGAUGGACCCUCCACCCAGCAGAACAAGAUGUUCUGGAAGACACAUGCACCCAGAGCUGAUCUAGUUAAGACAUUCUUGGAUGAUAUAUGUCCUGCUCACCUCCAGAGAUACCUCGCUUCCUUGAGAAACGGUCUGCAGGAUACAGGACCCCCAAUGGUAACUGUGACCUGCAGGAACUAUCCAGUAGGUAGGGUCACACUGACAUGCCGGGCUUUUAAUCUGUAUACCCGUGAGGCCACCCUGGUCUGGCUUCAGGAUGGGAAGCCAGUACAGCAGAAAACCUUCAGAUCUGAGACCAUCCUGCCCAGCGGGGAUGGGACCUACCAGGCCCGGGUGUCCAUUCGGGUUCUUCCUGGACAGGAACCACAGUUCAGCUGCAACCUGAGGCAUGGCAACCAUAGCAUCAUGCAGACAGCUGUCUCUGGGCAUGCUGCUGAGGACAGUCAGGAUGUUGCUAGCUCUGCUACAGCUUCAGCUGGAUCUGCACUCCCUGUUGUAUUGGCGGUGGCACUGGCCAGAGCCAACUGAAUCCAGAACACAAAGGACAGGACCAGUCUGUAUCCACUUGGAUAAUAAAUGCAAUCCGGAUAUCAACUGUGGACUGUAAACUGUUUCAAAAGUGAUCUGCACAUGCUAGCCCCAGGUAAUCCUACAAAACCAGAAACCCCUGGCCUUGAAAACUGAUCUAAGCCAGUCUAAUGGGUGUGAUUGCUCCCUGUCUCUUCAGCUGGGUCUGAAGUGGAAACUUAAGGUUUCUUUGGAAAGUCAGUAUGUCAACGAACAUUUCGCUGAAGCAAACACGUGAAAGGAUGCAUGACGUUAAGAAGGACCCAGCAGACAGUGGACAAUGCUGGAUGGUAUUGGUACGCCUUACCAUUGUUUAUUGGUCAUCUUUUGUCAGGACUCCAUAGAAAAACUUCUGGUGAUGUUCUGGUGGCUUCUUGCAGCUUCUGCAGACUCAGGCCGAUUGGCAGAGUGAUGUCGGCUGAUACAGUCUCAUGUGGAGUUUUGCUAAGACAGACUCACGUGCUGAAGCAAAACCCAUUGGAGGACACAUGAUGUUUGGAGGGAGUAUAAAUAGGAUCUAAUGGACAGUGACUGCGGGCUUGCAAGCUUUGUUGGUCUCUACUGAUCUUCACUUCAUUGAGAGAGGCACAAAGAACUUCUGGCGCCCCUGCUGGUCCUGGUUGCUCCUGCUGACUGAUGCUAAUUUGACUGAGGCUUGGCUGUUUCUGCCGGGUGGGGCCACCACUGAUGAUUCAUAUUUGAUAUCCUGACACUACUGAACUGGACUGCUAGUAUAUUCGUGAAGUGUUUAUGAGUGUAUCGAGCUCUGUUGACUCAUGUGCUAAUUUCCUGACAAUGCAGAUGGGAUUUGCUCCAAAGAACAAUUUCUAAACAAGUCCACUUCCCCUGUAUCCUAAUAACUUUCUUUUCCACUACCUCUGGUGGGUGGUGGGCUAGAAGGGAGGUUAAAGCAUUCAAGAACUUUUAUUUAAAACAGGUUUUAAAAAAUCGAAGCCUACAUGGGACAACAAACCAGAUGCUCCUAAUCAGUGCCCUAUUGCCCUAAUCCCCUUCCGGCCUUCUGCUAAUAUUCCAGCUUUCCUGGGCCCUGACGCCAUCCUAAUUUCAGCAGCUAAGUAGUUAAUCAAAUGCAUUGCCCCUUAUCCUCAUCAAAGGCUGGAAUGUUAAUCCAAAGGAAACUCCCUGGCAUAGAGGACAAGAUGGACACAAUUACUUAUGUAUAAUACCCACUGGCCUACCAGGCUCCCUCACUGUCAAAAGAUACCUGUUUAAAAAAAAAAUAGACCAAGAUCUAUCAGCAGGUUUGAUUAGCUAAAAUAUUUCUACAAUAUGAUAAGGCACUCUGUGGGAACUAAAGGGGGUAGGGGAAGGAGGGAAAGGGAGGAUAGCCUACAUCCCUCCAGAGUUCCUCCUAUGCUCUGGGCAGAUGGAUGCGGGAGGGCUGCCAGAUGCUUUCCACUUAGAUCCCCAGGUGGGCAUCUAAGCCACGGACCCCACUCGAUGGGGGGUAGACAAGGGGCAACCCCCUACCGGGAAACCCCCCCCCAGGCAACACCUUGUAGCCCCCAGGGUUAUAGGAGAGAGGGCUGAGGGAGAGAGGUUUCCACGCAGGCAAGAGUAAGCGCAGAGGGCCUUGAUGAACAGAGAUAGUCUAUGGUUUUAGAGCUAUAUUAUAGAAAGGCAGGGGGAAAGAGAGAAGGUAGAGAGAGAGGGGGGGAGACCAGCCAUGGCCAAGAGGAGGGGAGCGGGAGAGGGGGAAGGCUAGAUAGUAAGAAAGAGUAAGAGGGAGUAAGAGAGAGAGAGGAGAGGAGAUGAGAGUAAGGAGAGUAAGAGGAGUAAGAGAAUGAGGUGGGGCCAAGCAGCCCCUCUUAUGGUGGUGUGCUGUUAUCUUUACUGUAACUGGGAGGAGUCUUUCCUGAAGGUCAGAAGCUUGGGACAGCGUCUAUGUGACUGCUAGCCACGCCUCUCCUGUGGGGGCUGUGGAGGGCGGUAACUUCGACAGGAGCCUUGAAUCCAGGAGAUAUGAGAGAACUCCUUCUGUUCCACGUAGGUGAAUUAUCACCACCGGGUCCCGGGGUUCAGACCUCAGCUCGACUGGAGACCAGAUUGUCUGUGUAUAGCCCAAUGCCCCACAGCACUCCACCUGCUCUAUACAGAACAAAGAGGAUGAUUUUAAGAAUAAUUUAUUCUUCCUAUGCUAACCAGUCAGACAUAGAGACGCCCUAGGCAUAAUACAAAUUUUGUCUCUUUCCAAAUAGAAAAAGGUAAAAUACUUGGCUUCCAUUGACAUUAUCAGCCUAUACAACAGAUAUAAAUGAUCAUUCCCUGGCAAGGAUUUGAAAGGGGCACACAAGGCAAGGCAGAAAUGAUGGGCCAGCCAGACUCCAUCUUAAGGAGGGAAGACAUUUUGUUAUAAGGUCGGAAGAAGUUCACAUAGCAGGACAUUUGACCACAUUGUGAACCCCAAGAUUGUGAACUAGAAAAACCUUGUUGUGCUGUGGCUCAGCCCUAGGACACACCUUUAAUCCAAAAAGCUUUCUGUUAACAGGAUUAAAUAAAGUCAAUGAUAGGUCAAGAGGAACCCUAAGUCAAGAGGUGGAGUAAACACCCAACGCCCAGGGAUUGAACAUAAGGAUGUAGAAAGGAGGGUCUUUGAGUUAAAGGGUAUUUAAGACAGCAUGUGGUUGCUGGGAAUAGAACUCAAGACCUCCGGAAGAGCAGUCAGUGCUCUUAACCGCUGAGCCAUUUCUCCAGCCCCUGGGAUUUUGUUUUUAAAACAACAAGUUCAUUUCUUUUUGCUGCAAAAUUCGAGUCGACCGUGCUUUAACCUGUUUCAGGAAUUUGAAAUGCUCCCCACCCUGUAAAGUUUGACUCAGACCUUGAACAUACCCUGAGAAUGUAAGAUGUUCUGCCAAGUUCCUAUGUGACCAAAAUUCCACUAAAAAUACUCCCACCCUCUAAAACCCCUAGUGUGGCAGUUUGGGGAAUAUGUAAAUCCCACCUCCCACUGUGUUCCAUGAUCUUUUUCAAGCCCCCACUUUAGAGAGAAAGUCCUGUCAGACAGAAAAUAAAGCUUGCUUAAUUUGACUGAAAAA
Messenger RNA from Mus musculus (house mouse), 4183 nucleotides. It is a transcript of the gene Mill2, whose product is annotated as MHC I like leukocyte 2. Lineage: Eukaryota; Metazoa; Chordata; Mammalia; Rodentia; Muridae. Gene Ontology annotation, biological process: signal transduction. Gene Ontology annotation, cellular component: external side of plasma membrane; plasma membrane. The record is from RefSeq and is a predicted model, not a curated record. The coding region runs from base 21 to 1088 and encodes 355 amino acids. The transcript has 7 exons.